GAUUCCGAGUCCCCAGAUAAAGAUACACAGAGGCCCCAAUCCAACACCCCGGCCCCCAUUCUCACCUGCCACCGAAUCUCUCUCUGGCGCUCCUGCUGCAUCCAGGCCUCCCUUCCCAGGCUCCACGGCUGCCGACGCCGUGUUGGCCCCUCUGACAGGCUGGUCAGGGAGGAUACUGAAGAGAUCCAAUCUCAGACCCAAGAUCCCUACCCAGGUUAUGGUGGGCAGACCCCAGCUGCCAGGGCCGCCCAUUCAGCAUCCCUCCCUGGACCCCAGGACCUGCUACUGCUGGGUCUGGACUCCAUCCUGCACAGGUACUGUGCUCCAUCUGCCCUGGGGUGUCUCCUCAUCAGCUGUGUGCAGGGCAAGGGGCCCAAGCAAAGGCCCAGCCUCCACUUGCUAAGCUGCUGCCUGGCUCUCUGUGCCUCCCUGAGACCCUGUGUGCCCAGCAGGGGGCAGCAGCUCAGGGUCAGUCGAUGGAAUGCCUGGGUGAAUGAAUGAAUGUGCAAGAGAGGGAGCCACGGUGGGCAUCAUCUCCCCUUCACACUGGCCAGGGCCCUGGCUCUUACGCCCCAGGAAUGGGAAGCAGUUGUGGCCUGUGGCUUCAGUCUUCAUCACCACAAUCCCUGAAGCCCACCCUUGCCCAGACACCUGUGCCCCAGCCCCAACCCCAGGCCACCUCCUCAGCAGGUCUGGAGCUGAGCUGCCCCACGUGGCGCCUGUGGCGGCCAGUCCAUGCCCCCUGCAGUGCCUCUGUCCCAGACUCGGCCCCAUGACGACACUCCACAUGCUGGUGACUCCUCCAGAGCAUCAGGACCACACUCAACCCGUGAGGAAUUACUUCUGUUUCAAAGAUACAGAAAUCAGCUCAACGCCUGAAAACUCCAUCACCACAGUCAAUGCCCUUGAAGCCAUCGACAGUGACCACCCCAAUAACAGAAGCUCUGUGAGCCCAGAAAUGCCCUGCUCGGGGUGGUUAGCGUCAAGCCACCACCUUUCCAACCAGCCGGGGCCAAUUCUUCCAGACGGCCGCCUGCAGGCACAACAGGAAAGGGACGUGUGCACUGGCUCAGACACCUCACACCCGGCUGGCUCUCAGGCCAGACAGACUGGGAAGCCCAUCUCUCUCGUAGGAAGGCCAGAUGGGAAACAACUUCUUGACAGACCACAUCACAGCACCAGAUCUAACGGUGACCUUCAGAAUUAUUUUUCAGGUUGAAUUAGGAUCGAAUCUAAGAAUUCUAAAUUCAAAAUGCAGCAGAAAAACAACACACACACACACACACACACACGAAGCCUAAGUUCUGGCGGGACACGCCCUUGGGUUCAAAUCCUGGCUCUGUCGCUUCCUACUGUUGGCUGAUGGGUGAGUUUCUUCAUGUGCCUGAGCCUCAGUUUCCUUGUCUGUGAAAUGGGGCAAUAAUCCCAGCUGCACGGGGUGACGCAAAGAGACAAAUUUAAGAUACGGCCCCCGAAAUGCUAGCCACAUACAUACAGUUUUCAAUGUUUAAACAACAAAAUGUAAAGUCUUUUGAAACCAGGAAAGGCGAUUUGGCUUCCCAUGUUGCUGGAUGUAUCAUUUUUAGAAAGACAGAGAGAAACGAACUUUGUUCACUCAGUCUCAGAGGCGGCCGCCGGCAGCACUCAAAGGCACCCCAGCCCAGAGCCACGCCAGGGAGGAGCCCCGGGGCCAGCGGUCGGAUUCACGGGCUCCCGUGUGGAAGGGGAGCUGCACCGGCGGGCACCCGGCCUCUGAGCUGAGCCGCAUCCCCACGGGCAGGACAGCGCCCCAUUAUGAGGCUCCUGCAGCUGUGCCUCGCUCCAGAUAAAGGCCAUGAUUUAUUCGGCAUGCCCAAAUGGGGCCUCAUUAUACGGGGCAGGACACAAGGACCCUACAGCAAGUGUCCUCAAAGAGUCGCCUCUCACUCAGUGAGCAAUCCUCCUCGGACUCCCACCCUCGGAUCACAGGCCCCCUCCGCUGUCUGCGGGCGCAGGCCUGAGAGCGCCGCCUGUUGCCAUGGCAGCCGGCCCCUCCCUGCCCCCCAUCAGUAGGAAAUCAUCCCCUUCUGAAACGUCCUGUUGUGUCCCUCAGCUCCAGCCUAAGCCCCCCAGCCAGCCCCCGCCUGCUCUGAGUCUCUGAGACAGUCACACACUCAGCCUCUGUGGCCGAGCUGGGGGCGGGGGGCACGGGCUAGGGACACACUAGAAUAUUCACGCUCUGGUGGCAGCAGCCGCAGCCAGAGGAGCGGCCGCCACACAAGGGACCCCUCAGGAAUGAAGCAGCCUUUCAGGGCCAGAGGGGCUGUGGUCUCCCUUCUUCUCCUUAAAUAGCCAGCGUUCCACCCACAGCGGCACGGAGCCCUCUGCCACCGACACCCACGGGCAGAGAUCACCUGCUGCCCCACAGACCCCUGCCCCUUCCUCCUGGACCACCGGCUAGAGGUAAGGGGCAGGCCGGGUGCGGCGGGCUGGGAGCCCAGGGCUAAGCAGAGGAAAUACUCAGUGGGGAACCCUGCCCAGGGAGACGGGCAGCAGCCGGUCUCCUGCCAUGUCUUUGGUGAUGGUCUGACCUGUGCAUUGAAGGCUGACCCGUCUGAAUUCACAGCAGCCCACAAAGCGGUGUUUUGUCCCGCUGAUGGGGGCUUGCAGAGGGGAAGUGGCUUGCCCGCAGUCCAGGCUGCAAUGGCAGCACCCCUGCCCCUAACCAUGAGACAGCCUUGACCCAUACAGGAGCCAGAUGCCUGGGAGAGGGUUCAGGCCAGGGAUGGACUGGCGCUAGUGCAAAGGCAACUGCCACCACCUGGCCAUGGCUGCUACUAUCACAGGCCCUCCCUGAGGCCACGCGUGCCCACCCGCCACCUCCACAGAGGCCUGAGACCUGUCCCAGACGCUCAGCUCACCCACAGCCAUGGGACCCAACACUGCCCAGGCCCUGGCCCGUUCCACGCCCCUUCCUCUUCGGAACACCCGCUCAGUGGCCAUCUGAGCAGUGAGCCGUGAGGAACCAGUGAGUCUAGGCUAAAGUUCGUUUCUAAAGGGCAAUGGAGAGUGAAGCCGGGCCCAUCUCAGACCAAACUGCAGCAACCAGUAUCAGAACUCCUCAAACGAGGGACAGAAAGGGAGGAGAAACCUCAGCAAACCUGAAACGAACCAGGAAGCGGUUUAAGAUGGAGUGAGUCUCAGUCGCAGAGAGAGCGAGGUGCACGCCCUUCGGCCGGGGCAGGAAGUGCCCAGGCUGAGACCCCCGGGCUGGAGGCAGGAGGCACCACAGGCCCACCUAGUGCCAUGAGAUAUGCUAGCCCUGCUGUCACUCAGGGCCCCAAGCCCAGUAACACUCUGUUGUCACUGUCUUGAAACUCUUCGUUUUUGAGCAAGGGGCUGCACAUUCUCAUUCCACACGCGGGCCCCUAAAAUUAGGGAGUGGUCCCAGGGCCGGGAGGAGGUGCUGAGCCUGGGAGACAACACCACGGCAAGCUCUGAGACUGAGUCACACUCCUGCCCUGGCCGAGGCGCCCUGGCAGUCUCCAGAGGCAAGGCAGUCCCCUGGGGGACCAGGGUUUCCCUGGUCUCACUUCCAGCUCCAGGGCCAAUGUCCCCUGGUCAAGUGACCUAGGGCAAGUUAGCAGACACUCAGCCUUGAUUCCUUAAUCUGUAAAAUGGGGCUAAAACUGGUUUGAGCCAGCACAGGCAGGCCCCCACCAUGCCAGGCAGAGUGGUCAGUCGUACCUAUGAGCUGUUCUCUCCUGGGGCCAGGUGAUGCCUGCACAGUGGGGCACAGUACAGGCCCAAGGGACAGUCUAGGGUGGAGGGCACCCACCUUGGCCCCUUCCCACCCCCAGGUUCUAACAAGGGCCCCUCACUCACUGAGCCCCCUCUCCUCUUCCAGUUUCCAGGGCCUCCCCGCACAUACCUUGCUCCUCUCCUGCCAACCUGAAAACAGCACACCUGUGUGCCCCUCCCAUCUACCAUGGGCUAUCCUCUCUGCUUGCCCGUGCACCUGCCCUGGAGCCCUGUUCCUCCAGUCUCUGGGUCCUCACCCCCAGCACGUGCAACACGACACCCUCAAAGUCACAGCCCCCCUGCCCCCGCCAUCCCACCGGCACCUGCUCCCUGUCCUCCCCUGCCUCACAGGCCCUGUCAAGGGCUGUGUCCCUCCCUCCUUUUACUUCUCCUCCACAGCCCCCUUCAGAGCCCUCAGCCCUUCCCCAGGGCUCCAGCCAAGCCUGUCUCCCUCUCCCGAGGAUCACUCACCCCGCCUUCGGCCCUCAGCUCUCCGCCCGCACCGCACUGUGGUUUUAGCAGUUCUAGGGAAAGUGCCAGCCGAGACCAUCCAGCCCAAGUCAGGACUGUGAAACCUGGAUUCCUGGGGAAUGGGGUCCCCGUGAGGAACUCCACAUGGGACUAAGAACAGACCCUGCUCCUGGAAGUGGCAGGAAACCAUCUCUGGUGUUAGAACUUCAGGCAUCUUCAAACACUCUGAAGCCGGGGCAAUCUUUUCAGGCUCAUACCCGGGCUCUGACUCCAGCCAAAGCAUGAAUGGCCUUGAAGUGGCCCCCCCAGGUCUGAUCACCAACUUCUCCCUGGCCACGGCAGAGCAAUGUGGCCAGGAGACGCCACUGGAGAACAUGCUGUUCGCCUCCUUCUACCUCCUGGAUUUUAUCCUGGCUUUCGUUGGCAAUACCCUGGCUCUGUGGCUUUUCAUCCGAGACCACAAGUCCGGGACCCCGGCCAACGUGUUCCUGAUGCAUCUGGCCGUGGCCGACUUGUCGUGCGUGCUGGUCCUGCCCACCCGCCUGGUCUACCACUUCUCUGGGAACCACUGGCCGUUUGGAGAAAUCGCGUGCCGUCUCACCGGCUUCCUCUUCUACCUCAACAUGUACGCCAGCAUCUACUUCCUCACCUGCAUCAGCGCCGACCGCUUCCUGGCCAUCGUGCACCCGGUCAAGUCCCUCAAGCUCCGCAGGCCCCUCUACGCACACCUGGCCUGUGCCUUCCUGUGGGUGGUGGUGGCCGUGGCCAUGGCCCCGCUGCUGGUGAGCCAGCAGACCGUGCAGACCAACCACACGGUGGUGUGCCUGCAGCUGUACCGGGAGAAGGCCUCCCACCACGCCCUGGUGUCCCUGGCCGUGGCCUUCACCUUCCCGUUCGUCACCACGGUCACCUGCUACCUGCUGAUCAUCCGCAGCCUGCGGCAGGGCCUGCGUGUGGAGAAGCGCCUCAAGAGCAAGGCGGUGCGCAUGAUCGCCAUCGUGCUGGCCAUCUUCCUGGUCUGCUUCGUGCCCUACCACGUCAACCGCUCCGUCUAUGUGCUGCACUACCGCAGCGGUGGGACCUCCUGUGCCACCCAGCGCGUCCUGGCCCUGGGAAACCGCAUCACCUCCUGCCUCACCAGCCUCAACGGGGCGCUCGACCCCAUCAUGUAUUUCUUUGUGGCUGAGAAGUUCCGCCACGCCCUGUGCAACUUGCUCUGUGGCAAAAGGCUCAAGGGCCCGCCCCCCAGCUUCGAAGGUAAAACUAACGAAAGCUCACUGAGUGCCAAGUCAGAGUUGUGAGCGGGGGGCGCCGUCCAGGCCGAGCGCAGACUGUUUGUUUAGGACUCAGCAGACUCAGCAAGAGGCAUCUGCCGUUUCCCCAGCCACCUCCCCAGCAGGCAACCUGAAAUCUCAGCAGAUGCCCACCGUUUCUCUAGACCGCCUCGUCUCAACCCCUGAAAAGGGAGAACUGACGAAGGGGAUCCAUCGGCCACCCUCUGCAGGGGCUUGUGAUGCUUACAAAGGCUCCUAGACACUCAACGACUUCAUCCGUGGCAGGGAGAGAAGAGGCCGGAAGAACAACCCCUGAACAAUAGACGCCUUUCUUUCCCACUAGGCUCCCAGCCUCCUUCCUGCUACAGAAUCGCUCAGCAACCAGGCUCUGCAGAAAGACCCGGAAGGCAGGCUGCAAACGACCCAGAAGAGGGACCUGGGAGUCCUGGCGGGGGCGGGGAGGGAGUCUCAAUAUUCCUUUGCAGUGCAAGGUACCCUGAGUCCCCUCUGUGAUGCCUCUGCCAGACACACACUGCCUGAGUUGAAAGGACACAGGCCACACAUUUCAGGCUGGUUGCCAGGGGACCUCAGCACUCACGGCCUGCAGGGACUGAGCACAGCUCUGGAUUCUGGAUCUCUCCUGCUGUAACCCCACGCACAGGCCUGCAACCCCCAGAGCUCUUUGGCAGGCUCCCGGGCCUCCCAGUCCUGGACAAGCAUGUCCUGUGUAGUCAUGGGAGCUCAGGUCAGGCCAGGGCUGCGCUGCGCACCUGCCUCCCACUGACCCAGACCCCCUUCCUCCAGAGAGGCCUCUCUCUGCCUGAGCUAUUUCCCUUGCUCGCGUGCAGGCAUUUCCCUAACAUGUCCUUUGUAUUUGUACAGACCAUAAACACAACUGUAGCUUUAAGACUACA
Molecule: messenger RNA, 6439 nt
Organism: Cercocebus atys (sooty mangabey)
Lineage: Eukaryota; Metazoa; Chordata; Mammalia; Primates; Cercopithecidae
Gene: GPR17
Product: G protein-coupled receptor 17
Exons: 2
Coding region: 4533-5552 (339 amino acids)
Biological process (GO): positive regulation of Rho protein signal transduction; phospholipase C-activating G protein-coupled receptor signaling pathway
Cellular component (GO): membrane
Molecular function (GO): G protein-coupled receptor activity
Source: RefSeq, a predicted model, not a curated record